AUGUUGCUAUUUGUUAUCACUAAAUAUUUGAUUGCUUUAACAAUACCCAUAAUGCUACUAUCAUUUGACGAAACGAAUGCACAGUUACUCAAUUUAAACUUUUUGUCAUUUAAUAACAACAGAGCAGGCGACAACUCAUUGAACGGUAAUGGUAACGCAGGUGCUAGACCCGGUGCUGCUCCAGCUAAUCAAGCUAAUCAAGCAAAUCAAGCUCAACAAAAUCCUUUUGGCACAUGGCAAUCUGCUCUUGGUGCUGGCCUAGAUAAACAUAUUAUCUCACAAUGGAAUGUUUAUUUUCCGAAAACUACAAAUUAUAUUUGCAGGAAUUUAACGUUACUUAUUAUGCUGCUAUUCGUUAUCACUAAACAUCUGAUUACUUUAACAAUACUCACAAUUUUAUUCAAUAAUCAGAUAUAUGCGCAGGUUUUUACCCUAGAAUCGUUUAAUGAUAAUUUUGUUGGCCGUAACUCAUUGAAUAAUAAUGGUAACGCGAGGUUUGGACCCGCUGCUGCUCCAGCUAAUCAAGCACAACAGAAUCCUUUUCCGUGGCAAACUGCGCUUGGUGCUGGUCUCGGUUUUCUUGCAGGAACUUUGAAUUUUGGAUCAUUUGUCAUGCUGCUACUUGUUAUUACUAAAUAUUUGAUUGCUUUAACAAUAUUCGUAAUAUUAUUGUUUGAUGGGACGAAUGCGCAACUUUUUACCUUUCGAUCGUUUAACGAAAAUUUUGCAGGCGACAACUCGUUGAACAAUAAUGCCAACGCAGGAGGUGGACGUCCACCAGCUGCUAAUCAACCAAAUCAACCAAAUCAAGCAAAUCAAGCUCAACAGAAUCCUUGGUUGUCUGCGCUUGGUGCUGGUGUACAAGGUUUCAUUGCGGGAAGUUUAUUUAAUAGAGGCUUGUCAAGAGGAAACUUACCAGCACCACCAUAUUUUUAUGGCUACGGUGGUUAUUACCCAUACUACGGUGGUUAUUAUUAUCCGUAUAACUAUCGUUAUCCUUAUUACUACUAUUAUUAUGGUUAA
Molecule: messenger RNA, 1023 nt
Organism: Brugia malayi
Lineage: Eukaryota; Metazoa; Nematoda; Chromadorea; Rhabditida; Onchocercidae
Exons: 9
Coding region: 1-1023 (340 amino acids)
Source: RefSeq, a predicted model, not a curated record